This is a messenger RNA of Acaulospora morrowiae, 271 nucleotides long. Lineage: Eukaryota; Fungi; Glomeromycota; Glomeromycetes; Diversisporales; Acaulosporaceae. The record is from the annotation of a GenBank genome assembly.
AUGGCUGGUAAUGUUUCGAAUCAGCAGCCACAUGUUCUCAGUCACGAAAGCGAUAGUUGGAAGAAAACCUUACGACUACCUCCUAAAGACAAUCGACCACAGACCGAGGACGUAACGGCCACAAAAGGUAACGAAUUCGAAGAUUAUUUUCUGAAGCGUGAACUACUGAUGGGUAUAUUCGAGGCCGGAUUUGAACGCCCGUCACCUAUUCAAGAAGAAUCUAUACCCAUCGCCUUGACCGGUCGCGACAUUCUUGCAAGAGCAAAAAAUG